Messenger RNA from Durusdinium trenchii, 1959 nucleotides. Lineage: Eukaryota; Dinophyceae; Suessiales; Symbiodiniaceae. The record is from the annotation of a GenBank genome assembly.
AUGGCGACGAUUGAAGCAUGGUACAUGGCCAAUGCGGUGGUCGAUCAGACGGCCGAGAACCGGACGGAGCCGAAUCAUCCGGUGACGAUCUCCGACCUACGUGAUCUUGGCGUCAUCCACUGGCAUAUUCCUCCAGUUGGCGACUACCCGGCCAAGGCAGUUCCUUGGGAACCGAAGGAUGGCAUUCAGGACAAGCAACUGGCAGCCAUCCGAGAGUCUCGUGGGUACAACUAUGCCGACAUCAUCACUUGCUCAGAGGAGUGCCUCCCGGACUACCACAACAAGCUGAAAGCAUUCUUCGAAGAGCACAUCCAUUCGGAUGAGGAAGUCAGAUACAUCCUCAAGGGCAGUGGCUACUUUGAUGUGCGGGAUCUGAAGGAUCGUUGGAUUCGGAUCAGACUAAGCGCGGGUGAUCUCAUUGUGCUACCAGAGGGUAUCUACCACAGGUUCACGAUGGACACGAAGAACUUCACACAUGCCAUGCGCCUAUUUAAGGGCGUGCCUGUGUGGACGCCCAUCAACCGUCCAGCAGAUACUCACCUUUCGAGAGAAAGAUACUUGCAGCGGUUUCAACCUCUGGAAGAGGAACUUUCAUUGAGGUCUACCAUCGUGUCUUGCUUGCGUGGUUUCUUCGCACAGGGCUGGUGCCUGGGCUCUUCAGGAGCCAUGGCAUGCCGAGUGACGUCGAAGGCGUCGGGCGUGGUGAACGCCCCGGUGCUGGUGACACCCUCCGGUGUGCCCAAAGAGCAGUUGCAGGAGGAGGACCUCUUCCUGCUGGCUGCCGGCUCGGGCGAGCUGCUCAAGCUGCCGACGAAGUCGGCACCGAAGGCCGCGAGGCUGACGGUGUCCCGGGCCGCGAAGGUCUCAGACAGCGCGGCGGUGUUCCAAGCGGUCUUCGAGCGGAGGAGUGACGUGACAGCUAUUUGCCACAUUCACUCAGUGCCUGCCAUCGUCGCAGCGGAGAACAAGGAGGUGCUGCGAAUCCGCGACUCCGAAAUGAUCAAAGGCUUGGGCGUGUCCGGAGACGGAGUGCUGGUGGUGCCCAUCAUCGACAACAAGGCCACUGAACCGGACCUGGUGCCCGACCUGAUUCGAGCACUGCAGAGGUACCCCUCUUGUCCAGCGGUGCUGGUGCGCGAUCAUGGAGCUUAUGUCUUUGGCAGCUCUGCAGAGAAGGCCAAGAUCGCCACGGAGUGUUUGGGCUUUCUCUUGGACCUUGAGAUCCGGAGGAGCCGGGAGGAAGUUGUGGAGGCGCCACGGAAGCGGCUUCGACGAGGCCCUGCGGUGGUGCUUCUGGACGUGGAGGGCACCACGACGCCGAUCUCUUUUGUGAAGGAGAAGCUCUUCCCGUAUGCGGCCACUGCAGUUGACUCCUGGAUCCAAACUGCAAACCUAGCAGAUGUGGCCAAAGAGUUUGAGAAGCAGUGCAAGGAGGACCAGGUGCCUUUCAUUUGGUCAAAGGAAGAGGUUCUGCGGCUGACCAAGGAGUGGAUUGCCAAAGACCGGAAGGUUCCAGCCUUGAAAGAUUUGCAGGGCAAGCUGUGGAAAGCCGGCUACGAGAAAGGGGAGCUCAAGGGCGAGAUGUUCGAGGACACCCCCGAGGCCAUGGCUGCCUGGGUGGCCGCCGGGAAGCGCGUGGCCAUCUUCUCCAGCGGCAGUCGCGAGGCCCAACGACUCAUCUAUCAGUACUCAGACAAGGGAGACUUGACAAGCUACCUGUCGGCGUACUUCGAUCCCAAGUCAGCACAGGCCUCAAAGCAAGAGGCCAAGGCCUAUGAGGAGAUCGCUUUAUCCAUGGGCAUCAAUCCUAGCGAAGGCCUCUUCUGCACUGACGUGCUGGGCGAAGCCCAAGCUGCCCGAAAGGCGGGCUGGCAAGCAGUAUUGCUGAAGCGACCUGGCAAUGCCCCGCUGCCUGAGAGCCACGGUUUCCGUGAAGCCACAAGCUUGUUAGAUGUGUGA